Molecule: messenger RNA, 2282 nt
Organism: Electrophorus electricus (electric eel)
Lineage: Eukaryota; Metazoa; Chordata; Actinopteri; Gymnotiformes; Gymnotidae
Product: dual specificity protein phosphatase 13A-like
Biological process (GO): protein dephosphorylation; negative regulation of MAPK cascade
Cellular component (GO): cytoplasm
Molecular function (GO): MAP kinase phosphatase activity; protein tyrosine/serine/threonine phosphatase activity
Source: RefSeq, a predicted model, not a curated record
UACGUGUAUAUGCUCGUAUGCAUGUGAACUAAAGGUUUUGGCAUGUGGGCUCUAAAGCCCAUGUGCGUAUGAGUAAUACAACACUGAUAGACUAAAUGUGGAAGUGGUGCAGCAGGCAGCACCUGCUGUCCACCAUCACCGGCGAUGGCUUCUCUGGCACUACGCUCACCCAGAGUGGCCUCAUCACCACUGAAAUGACAGCUCGAAGGAAUAAGAGGACGGAGUACCUGUCAGUGAAAGACCUGGAGAAAGUUUUGGACUCCUGUACUCUGGAUCUUCACCAGAUAGACGAGGUCUGGCCGAACCUGUACAUUGGAAAUGUAAGAAUCGCCCAGAACAGGACGGCACUGCAGUGCCUCGGGAUCACUCAUGUCCUGAACGCCGCCCACUCCAAGCUGGGUAGCAUUGGGGACCAGAAGUUCUAUGGAAGCAGCUUCGUGUACUGUGGGAUUCCUGCAGAGGACUCAUCUCACUUCGACCUGGACAUUUACUUUAGACUGGCAGCAGAUUUUAUCCACAAAGGCCUGAAAUCGCCUGAUGGAAAGGUGCUGGUGCAUUGCAUUAUGGGUAUGAGCCGCUCGUCAACCCUGGUGUUGGCGUACCUGAUGCUGUACCACCACAUGCCCCUGAGAUCAGCCAUCCAGCGCAUCAUCCAGAAGCGAGCCAUCUACCCCAACAGGAAUUUCCUGGCCUUGCUCCUGGACUUAGAUCUCCAGCUAAAGCGAAAGAGAAAGACCUGCAUUCUGCUGUAAACCAUGGGCUUUCAGCUCCUGUCCUGCAGUCCCACUGUUCUGUAUGGUUUCUGUUUUCAUACUCUAACCCAGCUAAUCUAGCUCAUCAGGCUCAUUGUCAUGCCCUUAAAAAGCUGGAUAUGGUAUGCUCGGUUAUGAAAACCUGACACUAGUCCCAGGCAGGACUGAAGCUGAAAGCUCUUACUGUAAGCAAACAAACAAUACAGACCAUAAUAGAUCUACAUGGUAACGUGACCCAAAUAUUUCAUGGUUUUGCAUACACAAGGAAUGCAUACCUUUUUCUUAGAAGUCAUUAUGAUUUAUGAGGGACGUAACAAUGUCUCAUAAAAUGGAUGAGCCAAUGGUGCAGCAGCAUCAACUUUUGGUGGAAAAAUGAUAAAUGCAUGGAAUAACUUAGCCAAUAAGAUAAUGGCAAAAAAACUAGCUGAAUCAAUAUAAUAGAAGCACGGGCUUGUUAUAAUAGUAAACAUAAAAUUAACUACAUAGGUCUUCAAAACUAAGACAUAAUGUAGAUGUCACAGUCUUCUAUGUGAUGCACUAUAACACAAACAUCUGCGUCUUUGGGUAGCACAGUAUGGAGACUGAGCCAAGUACACUCUACGUAAAGACUAGUUAUAGGAAUCAGAUAUCCAAAUGAUUGUGCUCAGUGUCAGUUGAUGAUACUGCUCUUAAAUUAAUAUUCCAUCAUUCUUCAACUUUAUUACUGACAAUAUCUACAGCGUAUUAAUUAUCAUGGACCAUAAAUUUGAUGGAUUUCUGUGUGCUGAGGAAAUAAUUAAAAGCCUAUUGAUAUUUAUAAUGGAAUCUCAAGGGCAGUUGUUGGUUUCCUCAAUAGACAUUUGAAAUGCAUGACCAUAUAACAAACAUUUAAAGCAACAACUGUUACACUUUAAUGAUAAGUAUCUUAGGAUAACGUAAACAUGAGUAAAUUACUUACCAAAGCUGUAGUUUUAUUUCUCUUUAACAUGCUGAUGCAACACAGUAAUUAUAUAAUUCUGCAUAUUUUAAUUUUCCUUAUGGGUGUGUGGAGUGAUUAGGCAGAGCCUCUGUAUACAGUAGUCUAGCAAUGAUGUCUUACCACAGAUUCCUCCCUCACAUUUAGCAGCUGUCUCCACAACUGCUUCUAUGCUUCCAUUAUAAGUGUGUUCUGAGUUAUCCAUUCUUCCUCAUGUACAGGGAAAUAGAUAUUGUGUGGUAAUUGUCUAACAAGGAUGCAGAAGAUUAGUUUGAAAAAAUGCUCGUAUAUUCUUUAAGACUGCAGUAUGGUUAAUUGUGAAUGCAAGUUGAUCAUAUCAUAGUAAAACAGUCUAUUUGGCCUCAUUUGAAGUGUUUUGGGAAUUGUACUCAAUACUGCAGACACUGUCUGGAGACCACAGAGACACAUUUACUUGAGUACAAUUUGAUAUAGCAAUAUGAAGGCAAAUUAAGACAAAGUAUGACCUUUGCUACAUUCUUUUGUAACUUACUCAAAAUGGACCAAAGAGAAAAGAUCACUGAGAAAACAGGAAUAAAGAUGUGAGUAAAAAUAAA